This is a messenger RNA of Chrysochloris asiatica (Cape golden mole), 1780 nucleotides long. RefSeq names its product even-skipped homeobox 1 (gene EVX1). Gene Ontology annotation, biological process: regulation of transcription by RNA polymerase II. The coding region runs from base 451 to 1662 and encodes 403 amino acids. Lineage: Eukaryota; Metazoa; Chordata; Mammalia; Afrosoricida; Chrysochloridae. Gene Ontology annotation, cellular component: nucleus. The record is from RefSeq and is a predicted model, not a curated record. Gene Ontology annotation, molecular function: DNA-binding transcription factor activity, RNA polymerase II-specific; RNA polymerase II cis-regulatory region sequence-specific DNA binding. The transcript is spliced from 3 exons.
GUGUGUGUCUCUUGUCUGUUUUCACACUCUCCUCCCCAUUCGAGCAAGGCCCACACCUGGCGCAUCACUGCCGAGCCAUUAGCUGCGGGUCUCCUUUCAUCUUCGUUGUGGCAGACGUUUCUAUUUAUCCACUUGCGCUGGCCGAGUGGCGUCACCAGCGGUACUGUAAUGACGAUUGCAGCGAGAGGAUGACAGUUUAGAAAGAAGAGGGCAAUGGGGCUUCCUCCCAGAGGCGGUGCGGCACAGAGGAGCGCUCGCAUCACAAGGUGACCCCAGCUCCCCACCGUCACUGCCGUCACCACCGACAUCGCGCUCUUGCAGCUCCGCGCCCGCCCUGCCGCCUGGCCUCUCUUUCUCCUUCCAGCAGCCAAGACCGGUUCGGCCGCUGGGGACCUAGGGAGUCUGGUGUUAGGUGCUCAUUGGGGCUCCCCCCCUCCGGAGAGCCCCAGAAUGGAGAGUCGCAAGGACAUGGUUAUGUUUCUGGAUGGGGGUCAGCUGGGCACCCUGGUUGGCAAGAGAGUCUCCAAUUUGUCCGAAGCCGUGGGCAGCGCGUUGCCCGAGCCACCGGAGAAGAUGGUGCCCCGUAGUUGCCCUCCGGCCGCCCGGGAGCGCGACGGGGGAGGCCCGGAGGAGGAGCCGGUCGACGGACUAGCAGGCAGCGCGGCGGGUCCCGGCGCCGAACCGCGAGCAGCCGGGGCUGCUGUUCUUGGCCCUGGUCACCCAGCCCCUUCCGCAGACAGCCUCUCUGGACAGGGGCAACCCAGCAGUUCGGACACCGAGUCGGAUUUCUACGAAGAAAUCGAGGUGAGCUGCACCCCGGACUGCGCCACCGGGAACGCCGAGUAUCAGCACAGCAAAGGGCCCGGUUCGGAGGCACUGGCCAGCAGUCCCAACGGCGGCAGCGAGGCCCCCAAGAGCAAUGGCGGCGGCGGAGGGGGAGGCUCUCAGGGCACCCUGUCCUGCAGCGCCAGUGACCAGAUGCGUCGUUACCGCACCGCCUUCACUCGGGAGCAGAUUGCAAGGCUGGAGAAGGAAUUCUACCGAGAGAAUUAUGUCUCCAGGCCUCGGAGAUGCGAAUUGGCAGCCGCCCUAAAUCUACCGGAAACCACCAUCAAGGUGUGGUUCCAGAACCGGCGCAUGAAGGACAAGCGGCAGCGGCUGGCCAUGACGUGGCCGCACCCGGCCGACCCAGCCUUCUACACGUACAUGAUGAGCCACGCGGCGGCCGCGGGCGGCCUGCCCUACCCCUUCCCGUCGCACCUGCCGCUGCCCUACUACUCGCCCGUGGGCCUGGGCGCAGCGUCGGCAGCCUCGGCCGCAGCCUCCCCGUUCAGCGGCCCGCUGCGCCCGCUCGACACGUUCCGUGUGCUCUCGCAGCCCUACCCGCGGCCAGAACUGCUGUGCGCCUUCCGCCACCCGCCUCUCUACCCGGGACCAGCGCACGGACUGGGUGCCUCGACCGGCGGCCCCUGUUCCUGCCUCGCUUGCCACAGCAGCCCGGCCAACGGGCUGGCGCCCCGGGCUACCGCUGCCGCCGCUUCAGACUUCACCUGUGCCUCCACCUCCCGUUCGGACUCCUUCCUCACCUUCGCACCCUCGGUCCUCAGCAAGGCCUCCUCUGUCGCACUGGACCAGAGAGAGGAGGUGCCCCUCACCAGAUAAGGGGCCGCCCGCGGGCUACCAGCUCCAGGAUGCCCGUGGGGCGCUCCUCGGGGACUCAGUCAGUGCCCCUCACCGACCCAGGACACCGAGGAGAAAGGAGAGGGCCGCAGAGGACCAG